CAGAACUAGMGACACAAACAUCGAACAUGACAGACAAAGUGCUACCUUGGAGAGACACAAAUAGAUCUCCUCUAUCGGGAACCGAAUUGCGAAACCUCGUGGUCAGAGCCGCUCUUCUGGAAGAAAUCGAAGACAACGAAGACGACGAUUCUUCUUCGUUUCUARACAUUCCAGGGGUUGCGUGGCUAGAGCACAUCAACCUGAUUGUUGGUAAAGUCGCGGAAGAUCGCUCUGUUGCAGAGUCUUUUUACUUGGAUGUCAUGGGAAUGACGGCAGACAAGAGCAAAUCCUUUCACGUGAAUCUUGGACGGCAGCAGUUCCAUUUAGCGACGCCCAAGCGAGACGAUGAGGUGGCACACCGUAUCCAUGGAAGCAUCGGAUUGGCGGUUCCCGAUCUGGAGGCACUACUUGAUCGACUUCGAGAUGCAAGAAAARAUGCUGAGGGAAACAACGACUACGGCUUUCGUGAGACACUUUUUGACUUUUACGAAGAACACGACGAGAACGACGACGAGGACGACAAAAUUGUCCACGUCCGAUGCCCCUGGGGAAAUGUAUUUCGUUGCUAUUCAGUAAAAUCCCGUGGUACACCACCUACGCCCUUUGCGAAACCAGAAGAGUCCCCACAAAAAAUGACCAACCUGCAUGCACCACAACUCGGCAUCCACGGGGCCGACAAAAUGGGCGUCCUGGGAGUUGGACUGCCAGGAAUACGUUUUGUGGAAUUGAUUCUUCCCAAAGGUGUAUCGUCGCAUCAAUUGUAUGGCUUUUACAAACGUAUGCUUAGGUGUCCAGCACAGGUUCUACAAACGUCGUGCGAUGGAAAAAAAAGAGAUUGCUGCGUCGUUUCCGUCGGAGCUGGCGUUCAUCUGGUGUUUGUAGAAGGCAGCAUUGGUUCCGAGAACGAAGAAGAGGCAAUUGCACAACGCCUAAUGAAGGGGGUUCACAUUUGCAUUUAUGCCCACGAUUUUUACGGGUUGUAUAAGCGCCUUUCCGACAAGUCCCUAAUCUGGUCGAAUCCCAGGUUUUUCCAUCUUGAUACUUGCGAUACGUGGGAAGAAGCGAAGAAUUCACGAACCCUUCGAUUUCGACACAUUGUCGACGUCGAAAGGGAGGAAACAAGCAAUAAUAAUGGCGAGAACAACGGCAACAGCAAUAUUCUAAUKGAACUCGAACAUGAGACUCGACCGCUACGGCAUGGRCAAUUUAUGAAGGUUCCACACUACGUUCCAAAGUAACCAAAGCCAAGGAUGAAUAACCAAUACUAUGACUAUAAAUACAACUUCUCAAGAGCUAGGAAAUGAUUAAUUAUUAUGAAACCUACUUAUUCASUAUGCUUUUUUCGUACUUCAUGCCACAAAUAUUCGUGUCCUACGAUAAAGAGAAGCUGUGAGC
Messenger RNA from Pseudo-nitzschia multistriata, 1395 nucleotides. NCBI's taxonomy places the organism in Eukaryota, Bacillariophyta, Bacillariophyceae, Bacillariales, Bacillariaceae. The record is from the annotation of a GenBank genome assembly.